Molecule: messenger RNA, 5520 nt
Organism: Chelonia mydas (Green sea turtle)
Lineage: Eukaryota; Metazoa; Chordata; Testudines; Cheloniidae
Gene: PPRC1
Product: PPARG related coactivator 1
Biological process (GO): positive regulation of transcription by RNA polymerase II
Cellular component (GO): nucleus
Molecular function (GO): transcription factor binding; RNA binding
Source: RefSeq, a predicted model, not a curated record
GCCUCGAGCGAGCGAGCCGCCGGCACUGGCCGCGCUGGGAGCCGCGCUCCGAGAUGGCGGCGCUGUGGGGCGCCGGGCGAGCCGCCGGGGCCAGGGCACCGCGCCGGGGCCGGGGGGGCGGCAGCGGCCCGCCGCCGGCCCCGCCCCCCGCCAGCCCCCCGCAGUGCUUCUCUCUGGAGGAAGAUGAGCUGAGCCUGCACUUGGUUCCCGCCUGCAACGAUGCUAUCCUGGAGGCCGAAGGGAUCCUGGGAACGAUGCAGAGCUACCUCGAUUCCUCCGUGAUCUCUAUCAUCGAGGACUUCAGCACCCUGACCGAGAACAAGGCCUGCCUGGAUGCACCGAACGAGCUGUCGCUGCUGACGGCCAUCACCGAGAUCCUGGACAGCACGGACGAUGAGACCCUGUCUCCGUUUGACACCACCCUGGACUCAGAAUUGCUGGCACUGCCCCGGGAGCGGGAGAGUUCUUCGUUUCAGAAGUUUCUCAGCUUGUCCCGGGCCUCCCCUGAGCGCAGCGUUCCUGCCCUAGACGAUCCGUGGGGCCUCAGCGGCCCAGCUGCCAUCAGCAAGGUGGGGACGGGCCCUGGGGAUCUGCCCUGGAACUGCCUCGAAGAGCCGGCAGCACCCAAGCAGUGCAGCAGCAGAGCGGCCCGGGUGGAGCGGAAGCUGCCCAGGCCCCAGCCCCUCCCGCAGCGCAGCGACGGGGAGGAGGAGGAGGAGGCUGCUAGCCCUGGGCAGCACAGCAGCGUGCCGGCAGCUGUGGGGCUGCGGGAGAGCCCUCUGGGUCUGUGCGCCGAGGCUGGGGGUGAGGAGGCGGUGUGGCCAGAAGACAGUGACGCUCCCUGCAUCAUCAGCACGGGGGCCGGGUCCCUCAGCGAGCUGGUGAAGUCCAUGCACCCGUACUGCCUGCCCACGCUCACCGUGUGCCUGGACCCUGCCAGCGAGCCGGUGGCGAAGGAGUUCUUAACCGGCCCGCUCCUGCUGGAGAUCGUGCCAGGCGAAGGCGAGAGCCUGGAGAUCCCCGUGGUCCUGCAGCAGCUGGGCCCAGGAGCCCAGCUCCCAGCUGAAGGGGCGGGAGCCAGCGGUUGCCCAGCUGGCGAGGGGGAUGGUGCCCUGGAGCUGACACCUAUGGAUGGUGUGUUGCCAGUGGGAACGCCUGCCCAGGGGUGUGAGACUGGGGGCCCCGGCAGGGCCCCCCAAGCGGAGCCUCCCAGCCCAGCCCAGGCGAGAGAGUCCCCCCGGGGGGUUGACCCCGAAGCGAAGGAUGAGGAGAGGCAAAGAGACCAGUAUCUGGAGAGCAGCUCCCGGAGCAGCACGGAGGCGCCAGCGGGCGGGAAGCGCCAGGGCACUGAGAAGGGCCGAGGGCGUGAGAGGGCCAGGAAAAGCCGGAAAAAGAAAAGGGAGGAAUCGCAGAAGGGCCAGGCCAAGCCAGAUGGGGACUGCGUGGUCCGCAGGCUCCUCUCCACAUCCUCGGUGCAGCCGCCAGCCACCCAGCGCUCCCCCAGCUGGGCAGCCCGGCCCUCCGUGCAGGUGUCCACCUUCCUGGAAAGGCAGCUGGAGCAGGCCAAGAAGGAAGGGCAGAUGGAGCUGCGAUCGGCCCGAGGGAGACCGCGGGCAGCGGCAGCAGGGGGCACCCUGCAGAGGAAGGGUCACCCUGAGGUGCAGAAGGAGCUGGAGGCUGAGAAGCCCAACACGCAGCCAGCUGUGCAGAGUGCUGAGACCCCCAGGCCCUCGGAGCAGGCCGUGCCCAGCCCCGGGGAGCAGCCGGCUGCCGUGGGACGCGGCCCAGUGGAGCAGGGAGAGGUGGCUCCUGGGUGCGGUGAGGGGAGCCAGCCUGCCCCCGCCAAGGGGAGCACUGGCCCAAAGACCACCCCCCCACACGGUGACCUCAGUGCUGAGGGGGAGGCUCCCCGGAGCCCACAAGAAGUGGAGCGGGCUGGGGCCGAGGCUGCCGGCUGGCCGUCCAAGCCCAAGGCGCUCAGCCUGACCGAGUACCGGCUGCGGAUGCUGCACCGCCAGCCCAGCGGGGCCGACGGGAAGGAGGGGGAGAAGCAGGCAGCGAGCAAGUGGCCCAGCGUCCCCGAGCCCCCCACGGAGCUGGCCGAGAUCCCGUGCCUAAUGGCACCCGUGCGCCCCCUGCCCUCACAGCCUGCCCAGCCCGUGAAGAUGCCCAGUUCCCAGAGGGGCCCAGAGAAACCUGCCAGCCCCCCAGCCACCCCUCCUCUGCCCAGAAAGGCACCUGCAGAGCCCCCCCAGACCGUGCCGGCUCCAGUGCCCCCGGGGCUACAGCUGCCUUUCCUCCCGCCGGCCCUGGGAGCUGCUGCUGCAGCAAUCCCCCUGGCCUCCACAGCUCCCUAUGCCCUCUACCCACCGGUGCCUUCCUGGCCUUGCUUUGGCCCCCCGCCUGCCGGCUACCCCAGUCUGCCUCCACCACCGGCCGCUGGCGGGUCGCCCAACGCCUUUCACCUGGUGCCUGGCCUGCCCCCGCCAGCCCUGGCCUGGCCCCCCCCUGCCCUGCCACCACCUCCCUUCGGUCCAGGUGCGCCAUGUGCCCCCAUGGGCUGGGCCCUGGGCCUCCAGCCGUCCUACUGGCCCGGGGUCCCCUUGCCACCUCCAGUGCCUCCAAUGGUGUACAGCGAUCCAGGGGCCGCUCUGCAGAGCCCAGGGGCAAAGCCCUUCCCAGCUAGCCCUCUCCCCUUCCCAGCUAGCCCAGCCGCCCCGGCACCAAGCUGCCAAGAGCCCUCAGUUUUCACAGCACAGCCAAUGAAGCCAGUGCUAGCCAAGCACGAGGUGCCAGCCCAGCCCCCCCAGCGCGGUGCACAGCCCUCGGCCAGGGCCGCUGGUGGCCGGGCAUCUGACCCCAGGAGGCAGAGCCGGCCUGUGGGCGAGUCAUCUGCCACCCAGCCUGUAGGGCAGCCCCCUGCCCCCCGGCCUGUGGGCGAGUCAGCCACUGCCCAGCCCCCUAUUGCCAUGGCCCGGACUGUGGGGGAGUCAACUGCUGCCGGGCCUGUGGGGCAGCACCCUGCCCAGCCCUUGAGGGAGCCCCCAGCCUCCCGGCCUGUGGGCGAGUCACCCACUGCCCAGCCCCUUAUUGCCACCACCCAGCCUGUGGGAGAGUCUGUUUCUGCUGCUGCCCCUCGGCCCGUGGGAGAGUCCCCUGCUGCCCAGCCUAUGGGGGAGCCGCCUGCUCAGCCCACAAGGGAGACCUCUGCCCCACAGCCUGUGGGAGAGUCACCUGCUGCCCAGCCCAUGGGGCAGCCACCUGUUGCCACUGCCCGGCCCGUGGGGGAGCCUGUUUCUGCUGCUGCCCCCCAGGCUGUGGGGCAGCCUUCUGCCCAGGCUACGAGGGAGCCCCCUGCCCCCCAGCCUGUGGGAGAGCCCGCUGCCCAAUCUACAAGGCAGCCCACUGCCCCCCAGCCUGUGGGGGAGCCUCCUGAUACCUGCCCCAUGGCAGAGGCUGCAGCUCCAGCAAAGGUUCCAGUGCCCAGCCUGCUGGAGGGGGACCGGCCAGACCCCAAGGGAGCUGUCCUGCAAGAGCCCCGGCCACCUGGGCACACGUCCAUCCCCGGGAAAGCAGGGGCACUGCUGAGAGCGCGAGAGGAGAGCCAGCCCACCAAGCUGGCCCCUGCCCGGCCAUGGAGACACCGGCCCCUCGUCAGUCCAGCCCAGCCUGGCGCCAGCAAGGACAUUGUGCAGGCCUUCAUCAGCGAAAUCGGAAUCGAAGCCUCCGACCUGUCCAGCCUGCUGGAGCAGUUUGAGAAGACUGAAGCCACGAAGGAGGCACUGCAGGUGCGACGCCCUGGAGACAGGCUGGUGCCGGGGAACGCUGGCAGGUCCGAGAGCCACCCGGACAAGAACCCGCUGGACAGCCUGCAUGCCCCGGAGCUGGCCAACGUCGCUGGCCUCACCCCGCCAGCGACACCGCCUCACCAGCUCUGGAAGCCCUUGGCUGCUGUCUCGCUGCUGGGGAAGCCCAGGUCCUCCGGGGCCGCCGCCCAGGAGAGCAGCCAGAGAACUGCCAAGUUCAUGGAGGCCAAGCCGCUGCCCCAGAGCAAACCUCGGGGGAAGGGCCUGCCCCCCACAACCUGUGGCCCACCCCGCAGCCACGUGGGUUCCGGAGACCAUGACUACUGCGUCCGUGGCCCCGGCCAGCCAGAGGGGGGCGCCAGGCUCCCCAGCGUGCCGGCCCCGUCGGAGCUGGGCUCCCGCUGGAACGUGAAGCAUCACCAGGAUAUCACCAUCAAGCCGCCCUCCUCCCUCCCCACACGGACGCUGGCCUGGCCCGGGCUCAGCCCCCGGCCUGGUGCCGCCCCUGGCUCCAGCGAGCAGCUGGACCACCGGACUAGUGCCCGAAGCCAGGCUGCCGCUGGCAGGAGCAGCUCCCCCACCUCGGUCCUGCUGUCUCCGGACGCGUCCCCCUGCCGGGACGAGGAGCCACAGACUCGGGACCCGCAGCCGAAGCAGCUGGCUACCAAAAGGUCCCUGCACUGCUACCGGAGACGUGGGGCCUCACCGAGCCCCCGGGCCCGCGCCAGCCGCUCUUUCAGCUCCACGUCCAGUGGGGCCAGCGCCUCCUCGUCUUCCUCUUCCUCCUCCUCCUCCUCCCGGUCUCGAUCCCGGUCGCUGUCCCCCCCACUGAAGCGGUGGCGAAGGUAUCGCUCAAGACGCUCCCGCAGCUCCCACUCUUCCUCCCGCUCGAGCUGUGGGUCCUGUGGCCGGUCCCGGGGAAGGUCCUCGUCCUCUUCCUACUCGUCCAGAUCCUCCUCGGCUUCCCGCAGCCGCUCCCGCUCCCCGUCCCCCCGCAGGAGGAGUAACCGGAGGAGAAGAUACGAUUACUGCGACCCUCCGGAUCACUGCCAGCACCAGAAAGUCCUCCACAAGGAACGUGCAAUAGAGGAGAGGAGGGUCGUCUUCAUCGGCAAGAUCCCCAGCAGGAUGACGCGGGCAGAGCUCCGGCACCGCUUCUCUGUGUUCGGGGACAUCGAGGAGUGCACCCUCCACUUCCGGGCCGAGGGGGACAACUACGGCUUUGUCACCUACCGCUACGCCAAGGAGGCCUUCGCUGCCAUCGAGAGCGGCCACAAGCUGCGGCGCCCGGACGAGCAGCCCUUCGACCUGUGCUUCGGGGGGCGCCGCCAGUUCUGUAGGAGGAACUACGCGGACCUGGACUCCAACCGGGAAGACUUCGACCCCGCCCCCAUCAAGAGCAAGUUCGACUCCCUCGACUUCGACACCUUAUUGAAGCAGGCGCAGCGCAACCUGCGGCGGUAGUGCCGGGCCCGUGGCGGCUGCCUCCAGUGCCCGCGGGAGGUGCCAGCGGGCGGCCCGGCCUGGCUGCAGCCGAGCCGGGCUGCACCGAGAAAUGCAAAGACAAAAAAAAGUGUCAAACCAGAUUUUUUUAAACAAUUUGUUUUUAUAACAAAUAUUUAAGGAAGAUGAAUUGCCUCUGUUAACUGAGGGGCUGGAGGCAAGUGGCUGCCCCAGCCCAGUCACCCGGGUUAAUAAACCCGGGUCCAACCCA